AUUGAACUGACCUAGAGAACUUUGCGGAGAUUUUGCUUCCAGUUCACCCAUCUGGUAAUGUCGGAUCCAGAUGUUAAAAAGGCUAUUGAAGCACACAGACAGAAAACUGUUAUGGCGAACCAACAAAUUAGCGUGUUAAAUUCUCAAAUAGAGUCGCUUAACAUAAAGUUCAGGCGGUCACAAUUAAUUGAGAGUGAAUUAGUUACCUUGCCUGAAGAUGUAGCUACUUACAAAGCAUGUGGGAGAAUGUUCAUCAAGAAGACUAGGGAAACUCUAAUUGAAGAUAUAAAGAAGGACAGAGACAAGGUCACUGAUUCUAUUGAUAUUUCUCAGAAAGCCCGAGACACAGUAAAUAAUGAGUUAAGCGAGUCUAAAGAGGCGUUGCGUGAGCUUCUAAGUUCAAAGCAGUCCUAACAACAACUUUACAUAGGAACGAGUUGUGAUUUGUUUCAAUGCUCAUUAACUCAUCUUCUAGUCAAUAUAUGUGCCUUCUGCUUGUUAUGGUGCGUAGUGAUGGAAAACAAAAUUGUACAGCUCCUUAGUAAGUGAGAACUGUUUCUAAAGUAAUUGCUUUGGGAGCAAUCAGCAGUCGUCUGCAGACAUAUGGUUCCUCUAUUUACUGUUCGGCCAGGUUGACUUAUUCCAGACGCAAUGUUUUUAACCACCGAGUAGCAUGAUAAUAGAGCGGUGUUUAAGUCGUUAUGGCAUCCGAACCACUCUUGAUUUACAUCGGUUGGUCAAACGAAUAAAACAAUCAGCCUUCGCAUUCUGAGUGCUGUUCAAAGCUAAAUACAUUCAUCUGUGCCUGGUAAAUCAGUCAACAACUGAAGCACGUAUUUAGUUGCGGAUAUAUUUGGUAGUCAGUAGUUACUUGGUUUCACUCAAAUAAGUACUUGACUAGGAAUGACUACUUGCUUUUGGAAAUUUGCUCCAAAUAUGUUGAGUAGAACUUUUAGUCGUUUUAAUGCACUGAAUGUAAAAAAACGAUUAUUUUUCAUGAAUCAAACUUUGAUCAUCUUUAUGAAUAAAAACAAAUUUCACAUUUGUGACAAUUGUAUAAACCAUCUAUAAAUAUUGAAUGUAGACUUCAGAGUCCAUUAUGGUAAUGUAAUCUCUGAUAAGAAAUGUUUAUUCACUUCCUAAUAUCGGCAUUAAACACCGGGUUUCCGUUAGACUGUAUUUGGCACAGUAAGUAGCAUAUUAUAAUAGCUCAUUCAGACACAAUACAAUAUAAAGAAACUAGUCCGUAAAUCCACCACCAAAUACUUUCAGUUAACCUCUUCUCUGUGUAGAGUGGUGGUUAAAUGUAAUUGACAAAAAGCCACUGACCAACG
Messenger RNA from Schistosoma bovis, 1334 nucleotides. The record is from the annotation of a GenBank genome assembly. Lineage: Eukaryota; Metazoa; Platyhelminthes; Trematoda; Strigeidida; Schistosomatidae.